AAUCCGGCUUCAAGACCUUUUGCAAGACAUAGACCUGACUUACCUCAACCGAAAUCCUACAAAUUACCAGCCGCUCUACUCAUUAUAUUCUCACUCGUCACUUGGUCAGCAUUUACCGCUCAUGCAACAAAUCGAGAAAGACUUUCUUCUGCCGUUCUAAAGAAUGUCGUUGAUAAAAUACGUGAUAGCGAAGAAGUUCAAGAAGCAAUGGGAGAAGAUGUUAAUUUAAAAAGAGAAACAAUCCUCGCUGGAGAUCCUUGGAUUCGUGGAAGUGUGAACAUGAUGCAAGGUAGAGUGGAUAUGUCAUUCAAAUUAAAAGGUUCAAAGGAUACAGGAACAGUUUAUUUCAGCUCGAUCCGUAGAGAUGCUCAAACGCCUUAUGAAACACUACGAUUUUUAAUCGUCCUGGAUUCGAAUAAAAAGGUAAUCUCCCUUCUAGAU
Meira miltonrushii is the source of this 441-nucleotide messenger RNA. RefSeq names its product DUF1783-domain-containing protein. NCBI's taxonomy places the organism in Eukaryota, Fungi, Basidiomycota, Exobasidiomycetes, Exobasidiales, Brachybasidiaceae. Gene Ontology annotation, cellular component: mitochondrial inner membrane. The annotation marks the transcript as partial. Gene Ontology annotation, biological process: mitochondrial respiratory chain complex IV assembly. The record is from RefSeq and is a predicted model, not a curated record. The transcript has a single exon.